AAUUUUUUAAGAAAAGCUAUCCACUAUCGUAGUUCUGGUCCAACUUAUAAUAAUUUAAAUAAAGUUACCUUCACUAUCAUAGUUUUGGCCCAACCUACAGAAUUUUUUAAAAAAGUUACCUUCGCUAUAAUAGAUCUGGCUCAACUACCUAGAAUUUUAAAAAAGUUAUCUUCAUAUAAUAGACCUGGUCCAACUUGCCAAAAUUUUAAUAAAGUUACUUUUGUUGAAAGAGUUUUGGCCCAACAUACUAGAAUUUUAAGUUACCUUCGCUAUAC
This is a messenger RNA of Dentiscutata erythropus, 275 nucleotides long. Lineage: Eukaryota; Fungi; Glomeromycota; Glomeromycetes; Diversisporales; Gigasporaceae. The record is from the annotation of a GenBank genome assembly.